This is a messenger RNA of Colletotrichum spaethianum, 360 nucleotides long. RefSeq lists its product as uncharacterized. NCBI's taxonomy places the organism in Eukaryota, Fungi, Ascomycota, Sordariomycetes, Glomerellales, Glomerellaceae. The record is from RefSeq and is a predicted model, not a curated record. The transcript has a single exon. The coding region runs from base 1 to 360 and encodes 119 amino acids.
AUGGGACUCUUCGGAAAAGAAUCAACUCCCACCACGAAGACUGGCGAAGAGCAGCCGAAGAAGUCGCUCUACCAACGCUACCAAGACAAAAAGACCGGCCGUAACACAGUCAUCUCGGACGAGGAUCUCCUGAAGUACACCGGCAAGCGCAAAGACGAGAUUAACGACUGGGCGAAAGACCGUCCCGGCGUUGCAGGGAACCGGGCUGCAGGAACUCUGGCGGCGGGCCCCGCCUCCGGCUUUGGUGGGCUAGCUACGGCGGAUGGAUACGGUGGAUGGGGUAUGGGUGCUGGGUCUGUCCCCAAACACCCGCCACGGCCGAGUCAGAAAGUACAUGAAGAUACCCAGUCUCCCAAAUAG